UAUCUUUCACUUAAGCCGGUCUAUCACCGUAGGAGCUACUGUACGGGAGUUACUGAUGGUAGCUCAAAAUGGGGAUGAAUGAACAUGGUACGAGUAAAAUGAACUCACUCUUCUCGCGGCAGUCUUCUUGGGCGGUUCUGUUUUUAUUUCGUCGUGGCGUCGUUCCUAGUUAAUAACUUUAAUCGUCAGUUUUAUCUACCGAGGAAAGCGUGUUAAUUGUUGUUAUCGAAAAACUAAUAAAACAGCCAACACUUGCCAUCGUUUGAAUCAAUCAACCAUCAGCUUCAGGUAGAUCCAGGUAGAAUCCCGGGCACAAAAGAGUGUUUUGUUUUGGUUUUACGGCCGGCCUUCAAUCGCCGCCUAAUCGAACUAAACCCGCGACGUAGUCAAAACAUUGGAAGUGAACAUUCGUGCUUUCGUAAGCAAAAAUUCCUUUUAAACAGUUUAUCGUGCAUCGAUGGGUGUUAGCGGUUGGGUGUUAAAUUGUUCGUGUUGUGUGUGAUCGACGCUUUCGCUUCGUUUGAUUGUAAUUAUGCUAAUUGCCAAUUCUGUGGCGAGUGGCCUGUGUGUAUGCCGGUACCGGUCAUCAGUUAGUGCAACGGAUAGAAUUUAACCCUUUAACCCCAUCGUCUGAUCCCCCCUGCCAUCCAUUCACCCCCCCAAACACCGCGUGGCGACCAUUGUUUGCACUUUAAUCGAACCGCGUUCCCGGAAGUACCCCUCUUCCAUCUGCCGCCACGAACGAGGUCAACAAGAAGAAGUUACCGGGGACAAGCUUACGGCGGGAUCCGCAUGUAAACAUAGCGCCACUCAUUCUCGUUCUCCCUCUCUUUUUAACCCUUCAUUCCUAACAAUCAACAAGCGUAACUCGAUUCUCGACCACGGGGAACCGGUCGUAGUCACCGUCGUUUCGAAAGAUCCGCUGUCGCCAGUAGUUGUCGCGUGUUGUCGUGUUUCUAAAACGUUGCAUUUCCUUUGUUUUCUAUACUCUCCGGCCUAAAGAAAAAGAAGAAGAAGAAGUAGAAAACGUGGUUCACGGUUCAAUGACGAGCUGACGGAGUAACAGCGGCACCAGCGGUUCUCCAGAAGUCCGGAACGAAGCGGAAUGGUGCCAAAAAAGUGGCAGCUCAUCAGCAGCAGCGCUCGAGCGAACACUCGGUGACAAACGUGAGACACAGUGCGCGAAAGCAGCAGCUGCGAGAAACACCCCCCAAAAAAAAACUCCCGAUCGUUUACGCAGCUUAUCUUGACUUUGCGGAAAACAGUUCGUACGCCCGGCCCGGCAGUUCAAAGAGAGUGCAUUUUAUCGGUGUCCCUGCCACCAGCCUGGCCACCGAAGCGUGUUCCCAAUCUCUACAAUAACCCCGUCAACCAAAGCUGCAAACCAUUAUGGCUCACUUCUCGAUCACCGAAAUGCCCACGGAUCUAAAGGUGACCGAUACGUUCCCGAAGAGUGGCCGCGUGACCGAAGUUUGUAAGGAGUGGAUCGUACGAGAAGACGGAGCAUUGGCCUAUCAGCUUCAGAACCAAGAAAUUAGCGAGCAUUACAGAGGCAAUAAGCAGCGAAACCAAAUCGUGCGCCAGGACUUCCCGACCGCACUCACAGAGCAAAUACGCGAAAAGCAGGAUGCGGAGCGACAGGCAGCGCUUUACCAUCAAAUGAUCAACGAGCAAGAAGAAAUGGACGCCAAAGUUGCUCGUGAGAUAGCGGAAGAGCUGCAACGGGAAGCACAACUCAAGCGCCAGAUGGAAGCCCAACGAGGUGAAAUGCUCGCUCGAAAGCUCCAGGAACAGGCACAUCUGGGGGAAAGAAGACAGCCACCGAACGGUGCAGCUGGACCUUCCUCUAGUCGGCAUCGGCCCGAGCACGAACCAAACGCUUAUCCACUGCCACCACGGACACACCCGAAACCGACUGCCACUCCCGGGACAUCGUCACAGUUUAUGGCCCAUUCGCCACCGCCUGUUGCUAACCAAAUUAAUGCCGGAUAUCGUUCCAACGGUACCCAUUCCCAUCAACAGCAGCCGCCAGAUCUGCAUUACGCUUCGCUGGAUCUUAACUCUCCGAAGCGUCCGCCACCGCAACCGAUCUUCCACGAUGGAGGAGCAGGAGGUGAUCGUUCGGUAUCAGCGAACUACCGUGAACCGUUUCCAUCUACUUCCGAUCCGCAUCGACGGGCUCCCGUUGCGAAUUACAAUCAAUACUCGGACGAUGAAUCAGCGGAACCGAUUGCCACCAACGGUGCAUCGUAUGCAAACAUCAAUCUUCACUCACAUACUCCGGAAAAGAAGCAACCAGUGGCAUCGAGCCACCGAUCGGCACUGCCACGAUCGCAUCAGCUACCACUAGCUGACCACGUGGACAGCAUACGACCCUAUGAUAUGCCUCAAACGGACGAUAACUAUACCGCCUAUCCAAUAUCCCCGGAUACGAUGAAUAAUAUCUCCGGUUCUGUAUCGGGUACUAGAUCUCAUGGUUAUCAAACACAAAUAGCACCAGCACCGCCCCCAGUGGCAUCGCGUUAUGCGCACAACAUUCGCGAGCCCGUAAAUGAACCAGAGUAUCAGAACAAUACGAACUUCAACAAAAUGUCCCCGGAGAAGUAUGUGGUUCCCGGUGUACCGUUUUCGUCGAGAGCAAUGGUGCCCAACAGUGAGAUUAGCUCGUAUCGUGGUGGAGAGAUGGGUAUGGGUGGUGAAUCGGGUAGUGGAUACCGUCGUGCCGAGGCCGGUAUGCAAAGGAAUGCCAAUCCGAUCAAUUACAAUCUGUAUGAUGAUGAUGAUAUUACCGAAGGACUAGCAUCAGCAACCGGUAACCACAUUGACGGACAACAAGCUUCUUCGUCGAGGUACGGUGGUCAGCAGCAAUUUACUCAGCACAUUGGACUGCCGGUCGAGCUUGCACAGGCAAGCAGUAGCAGUAACUCCAACAGUCGCUCUGAGAACAACGCCACGGGAGGUGCGAUGCCAAAAACGAUGGUUGCUUCGUCGGGGAAUGCACAUAAUGUUCAUUAUCAUCAGCAAGCUUCCACUUCGCAACUUUAUCAGAAUCAUCCUCUCCAAGUAUCGCAACUGCACCAGCAGCCUAACUCAUCCCAUGCCUCACCGAGCCAUUCGAAACACAGUAGCUAUGAUAAGACGGAUCGCAUAAGAACCCUGCAGGACCUUGGUUUGGCUCCUGAUGAGAUACAGGAGAUUGAUCAGCGACUGGAGCAGGAGCUGCGUGACGCGGAGCUGGCACGUAAACUCCAGGAAGAGGAAGGCGAUGGCUUGGACCAGGAGUUUAUCGAUCGCAAAGUGGCGAUGGAGGCGCAAGACAAGGAGCUUGCAAAAAUGCUGCAGGAACGCGAACGGGCGAAAGCAAAGCGGGCUCGCGAGAAAGCUCGGCUCAAGAAGGAAAUGCGUAUGCAGCAGCAGCAGCAGCAACAACAACAACAGCAAUCCCCAGGCACGGAUGGUAGUGGCCCGUUGGAGGGUGAAUCACCUCCCGGAGAUCCUCGCACUGUUACUGGUGAUGCAGGACAAGACGUUGUUGGCGAUGCUUCUUACUCGAACCCGAUCGACAUGCUUCAGCACCAGCAGCAACAACAAAGGGCUUUGGGUACGGAGAGCUCCGCUGCUGGUUCCUCUCGGCCAUUCUACGGUGCACCAAUGCCAGCACCAGCGAACUCGCAAGAGUUACCAAACAAUGGUCAUUAUCAUCAUCGUACUCAGGGAAGCAUAUCAUCCCAUGGUUCUGGAUCAGGCAGUCAGCAUCCCGCUCACCAGCAGAACGCCCAGCUUCCGGCUUCUCCACCGAUGCCAAUCAGUGAUGAGAACUACUCCAAUCCGAUCGAUAUGAUCAAGCAGCAGAAGCAACAACAGCAGCUCUUGCUUCAGCAGCAACAACUACAGCACCACCAGCAACAGCGGAGUGGACCAAACCUGAAGCUAUCCGCAAAUGUACAGCGCUUGAUAGAAAACGGUCGUAAGGAUGAUGAAAUCUAUGUUCUACCGGUUUCGGACGAUGGUGCCCAUCCAUCGGACAUAGAAUUACAAACGUCGCAAAGGAGUCCACCAUCACGAGCUAUGAUGGGCGACGGACGGGGGUCGGGUGAACGUGGUGGUCGUAUGAUGUCUUCUCCCGGGUCAAGAAUUCACCAUCUGGAAGAUAAUGUCGCAACAAAGAUCGAUCCAACGUUCGGCGCAGCUAGCAGCAUGACCGGUUCGUUGAAUGCCAGCACUAUCUCCACUUCGCUAACGACUUCCUCCCCUGCCGCUCAUUCAUCACAACCAGACAUACUAGAGUUCUCCGAUCCCGGUUCGUCUAGUCCUGUCCCACCGUAUAUGCCGAUACAGGGUACCCGCCGUAACAACACCGCGGAAGGCAAAAAGCGUAAAUCGAAGGAACGUUGUGCGCAGCAGUAAUCUAACCGCCGACGUGAAAGGAGCUAGUUAUGAUGAUGUUUGUCGUUUUCGUGCUCGAUAUUCCCGAGAUUCAGAAUUGCGUCGGAAUAAAAACAAUCAAAAUGAGGAUAGAUUAUGAAUCUAAGCAAAUAUGAACUAUUUAUGUAACUAAAAGAAACCAGGCCGACAGGAGGCAUGCGAGGUAUGCGGCCAUCCAGGAAUGCUUCUUUAUUUAAUAAAAGCAAAUGUAUGUUCGUC
Molecule: messenger RNA, 4644 nt
Organism: Anopheles darlingi
Lineage: Eukaryota; Metazoa; Arthropoda; Insecta; Diptera; Culicidae
Exons: 7
Coding region: 1390-4407 (1005 amino acids)
Source: RefSeq, a predicted model, not a curated record